UUAAGAUUUUCUAUAAGCUGCUGCUUCAACUUAACUUUCAUGGUUUAGUUAUUGAAUUUUUUUUUUUUUUAAUUUUUAAUUUUUAAAUUACAGAUUCUUUACACGGUUUCUUAAAUAUAUGGAAUAAAUUAGACCCAGAUGUUGGCUUGAUAUGUUUAACAAGGAGUAGAAAAUGAACAAAAGAUAUCUAUGAACAAAUUUGGAUUUAGUGGAUGUACACGUUUACAUUUUGCUUUAACUGAAAGCUCUCAGUCUUCCGGUGUCUAGAAUGCAAGGCUGGCCGGGCGGCCGGCCGCGUUUUCUUUGUAUGGUUGUUCUUCAUUGAAAGCCAUCACUAAUUCUACCUUGUCUAUAAAUAACCAAGUCCAUCCAACGAUUGCUUCACAUCUCUCUCAAUCCUUUCCAUUUUCCAUAUUUGCAAGAACUGGAAUUACAGUCUCGUACAAGAAGCUGAAAAAUUAAGAUGGCAAACCAAAUCUUGCUGUUAACUACCUUCCUGGCCAUGACAUGUUCUCUGGUCAUUGCUUUUGAGCCUAGUCCAUUGCAGGAUUUCUGUGUUGCUGAUGCUACUAGCUCAGUAACGAGAGUUAAUGGGUUACCUUGCUUGGACUCCAAGCUAGCAACAGCUGAGCAUUUCUUCUUCAGCGGACUCCACAUCCCAGGCAACACCUCAAACCCUGUUGGUGGAAAAGUCACUCCUGUCAAGGUGGCUCAGAUUCCAGGACUCAACACCCUCGGCAUCUCACUCGCUCGCAUUGACUACGCACCAAUGGGUGUUAUCCCUCCCCACACCCAUCCUCGCGCCACCGAGAUUCUGACGGUCUUGAAAGGCAAGCUCAAUGUUGGGUUUGUGACGUCGAACCCCGAGAACAAGCUCAUCUCGAAGGUCCUUAAGAAGGGUGAUGUGUUUGUUUUCCCUGUUGGAUUGGUUCACUAUCAGCAAAACCUGGGUUCGGGAACUGCCAUUUCUCUAUCUUACUUGAGCAGCCAAAACCCUGGAGUCAACACCAUUGCCAAUGUUGUUUUUGGGUCCAAUCCUGUUAUUUCCGAGGAUGUUUUGGCCAAGUCUUUCCGAGUGGAACAAUCCGUAAUUAGGGAUCUUCAAGCAAAAUUUUAGAUGUUUUUCCAUGUGGAAUUAAAUUGGCUUAUGAUAUUUCAUAUCAUUCCUCAGUUUAUACUUGUUAUUUGUAGAAGUGUAUACUAAAGUCUCCAUGAAAUC
Molecule: messenger RNA, 1219 nt
Organism: Pyrus x bretschneideri (Chinese white pear)
Lineage: Eukaryota; Viridiplantae; Streptophyta; Magnoliopsida; Rosales; Rosaceae
Product: putative germin-like protein 2-1
Exons: 2
Coding region: 464-1117 (217 amino acids)
Cellular component (GO): cell wall
Molecular function (GO): manganese ion binding
Source: RefSeq, a predicted model, not a curated record